Coccinella septempunctata (seven-spotted ladybird) is the source of this 1897-nucleotide messenger RNA. Its product is annotated as maltase 1-like. Gene Ontology annotation, biological process: carbohydrate metabolic process. NCBI's taxonomy places the organism in Eukaryota, Metazoa, Arthropoda, Insecta, Coleoptera, Coccinellidae. The transcript is spliced from 7 exons. The record is from RefSeq and is a predicted model, not a curated record. Bases 29 to 1750 code for a protein of 573 amino acids.
AAUUUGUGCAUGGUGCUCAAUUCGCAUAAUGUCGUGGAAUAGUUUGUGGUUUUCUCUAGUAGUGUUGUAUCUUUCUUCCGCUGUUUGCAGCGCGAAGGAGGAAUGGUGGCAACAUGGAGUCUUCUACCAGGUGUACCCCAGAUCUUUCAGGGAUGUCAACAAUGAUGGUAAUGGUGAUUUGGCAGGAGUGAUCGAGAAGCUUCCCCACUUCAAAGAUGCAGGGGUUGAUGGCGUAUGGUUGUCACCCAUCAUGAAAUCACCUCAGAUUGAUGCAGGGUAUGACAUCAGCGACUAUUACACCAUAGAAGACAUGUACGGCUCCGUUGAGGAUCUGAAAGAACUGAUAAGGAAGGCGCAUGAAAUCGGCAUCAAGAUUAUACUGGAUUUCGUGCCAAAUCAUACCAGCAACUUGCACAAGUGGUUCCAGGAGUCAGAGGACAAUAAUGAGGACUACAAGGAUUAUUAUGUUUGGGCUGAUGCUAAAGGAGACGGAAGCCCACCGAACAACUGGAUUAGUGUCUUCAGGGGAUCAGCAUGGGAGUGGUCAGAUAAAAGGCAACAGUAUUACUUACACCAUUUCGUGAAAGAACAGCCAGAUCUCAACUACAGAAACCCAAAAGUUCGAGAAGAUAUGAAAAAAGUUUUGGUUCACUAUUUAGAUCUUGGUGUGGACGGUUUCCGUAUAGACGCCAUACCCUAUUUGGUAGAAGACAAAGAACUGAGAGAUGAACCAAGAUCUUUCAAUCCAUCCGCUACACCAAUGGAUAACGAUUAUCUUGAACACAUAUACACCAACAAUCAACCUGAGACCUACGACCUGAUCUAUGAAUGGAGGAAGCUAGUGGAUGAUUAUACAGCACAAAACGGAGGAGAUGCCAGGAUAUUGAUGACUGAGGCCUAUGCCGAUCUAGACCAUACAAUGCCAUACUAUGGAACCGCCGAUGGCAGUACCAAAGGCGCCCAUUUCACUUUCAACUUCUUCUUCAUCUCAAAUUUCAACAAGAACAUCUCAACCGCUCACGACAUAGCCAGAAUCGUUUACACGUGGCAGAACGCACUGCCUUCGAUCUAUACCUCUAACUGGGUGCUGGGCAACCACGAUAACAGAAGAAUUCCAACCAGGUUGGGCGUUGAGAACAUCGACGGUUUCAACAUGCUGGUGCAGCUGCUGCCUGGUAUUGCCGUAACGUACAAUGGAGAGGAGUUUGGGCAGGAGGAUGGUGAGGUGACUUACGAGCAAGGUAAAGAUCCAUCGGCUCGAAACAGGUCCAUAUUCGAGUCAGCUAGCAGGGAUUUCGAGAGGACUCCUCUGCAGUGGAACGAUUCAGUUAACGCAGGUUUCAAUGCAGGUGCUGAACCUUGGUUGCCUGUGAGUGAGAAGUACAAGGAAUUGAAUCUAGCCUACCAGCUUGAUGAAAAUGUCUUGAGCCACUUCCAAAUCUACAGGAAAUUGACGAGGAAAAGGAAAGAGGAUGCCACUAAGAGUGGCACAACAGAUAUCUGGGCUAUUUCUGAUGACGUUAUCGUUCUGAAGAGGAGUUACAUUAACCAACAUACGGUUUUAGCUUUUAAACUAGGUUGGCAUGGAAAUACUGAGGAAGAAACUGUGUAUGUGCCUUCUAUAAAAGCGAAGGAAGCAACUGUAGCCUUGACAAACGUUGGUUCAUCAUACGAAAUAGGAUCUGUCAUCAAUCCACAAAGUUUCAAGUUGAAACCACACGAGAGCCUGGUUUUGGACAUAGUUUGUUGAGGAUAGAUCAUCUAAUGACUUUAAAAUUGAUGGAAACACGCUACUGUAUUCAUGAAAUAUUAUCAGUAUUAGGAACGAUAAUAAUUGUGAUGUUUAUUUAUUAUUAUAUGUAAUUAGAUACGAUAAUGAAGACCAUUUCCUAUUGAA